UUCAGUUAUAAAGAAAGAUGGCAUUUUGGGAAUACCUUUGCUGCCUUCUUGCUGUGGCAAUGCUACCUAUCAAUGUCAAUGGUGCGGCAUCGGUGACAUUAACAACACCACCCCAUCAUACCCAGCCCAUUGGACAGGACCACUUAUUGAUUGUUUUACAGAAUAUGCAUCAAUCGAAUACCUACCAUCAACUUACAACCCAACAGAAGAUUUUCUUGGUGGAACUUCUUGCCGCCGCGGAGGUAGAUGCCGUGACUCAUUACAUUGACACAGUUGGAUUCGAUAAAUUUCUCUUAUUUCUUGAUGUGGUGACAAAAAUAAAUGCAACUGAGGCACAUUUGUUGGAACAUUACAUGGUUCAGGAAUUGAAUCAAGAGAACCCUGACGGCACUGGUCAGGGUGUUGUCGGAAGAAAGAGGGAUUUAGCGAAGUUUCUGGCCACAGUACAGCAGAACCCCGCUGUGCAGUCACUACCCCCCAGUGAUCAGGCCCUGUUGGACGAACUGUUGAGAGCCGCUGAAACCCACACACUGACACCCGUCAUCCACAGAGAAGGAUACGCCAAGAUUGUCCAGCUUAUCGAAGACAUUGGUACUCCAACUGAAACACAUACUUUCAUUUCUUACAUGGUGUCGCAUUUGAACCAGGAGGCUGCUCAUCACUCUUCUACAUAGACGCUCUGUUUUCAGACUGUUACAUUAAAUUGUGUUUAUUUAUAUCUUCACAAAACCUUUCAGUUUCUUUCUUGUCUAUCAUAUGACAAGGGAAACACGGCGGGUGUGACCGAUCGACAGGAGAUGCUUAUUCCUCGAACGCACCUGACCCCACCUUUAAUCUUUUUGGAGGACCAUGUUUGCUCUACUCUCGAUUUGUAUUGUUUCACAAGAUUUUACCAAAAUCAACAGCUUUUAAACUUACAAUUUUUCAACUAUAUACACAACCAUUCCCCAUGAUAAAUUAGAGUCCAAGCUUUUUUAGAUCAUCGACAGCUGCUUUUUCAUUAAAAAUGGAACUCGUAAAA
Molecule: messenger RNA, 1021 nt
Organism: Saccostrea cuccullata (small rock oyster)
Lineage: Eukaryota; Metazoa; Mollusca; Bivalvia; Ostreida; Ostreidae
Exons: 6
Coding region: 18-674 (218 amino acids)
Source: RefSeq, a predicted model, not a curated record